GCCCAAUCAGUCAUGUUACCAUUCUGGACUUCUCUACUCGUCCUUGGUGCAGCCGGAGUCCUGGCACAAAACGACACCGUAGUGGAACCGCGCAUUGUGGGCGGCACCAGGGCGAGGGAGGGUCAGUUUCCCCACCAGAUCUCACUUCGCCGACGUGGAAGCCACACUUGUGGUGGCUCCAUAAUCUCCAAGGACUACGUUGUCACCGCCGCCCAUUGCGUUAAGCAAGGCAACAAUGUAGCUCCAGCUAACCAGCUGGAGAUUCAGGCGGGCAGCCUGCUCCUUUCCAGCGGCGGAGUUCGCGUUCCCGUGGCCACCGUCACCGUGCAUCCCAGUUACCAGGGCAAUGGCCACGAUGUCGCUGUGCUGCGACUGCGCAACUCGCUGACCUUCAACUCCAACAUAGCCGCCAUCAAGCUGGCCACCGAAGAUCCGCCCAGCAAUGCCAACGUGGACAUCUCCGGCUGGGGCGCCAUCUCCCAGCGCGGACCGCUCUCCAACUCCCUGCUGUACGUUCAGGUGAAGGCUCUGUCCCGUGAAACUUGCCAGAAGUCGUACUUGCGCCAGCUGCCGGAGACCACCAUGUGCCUGCUGCAUCCCAAGGAUAAGGGUGCCUGCUACGGCGAUUCCGGUGGUCCGGCCACCUACCAGGGAAAAUUGGUCGGCGUGGCCAGUUUCGUCAUCGGUGGCUGCGGACGAUCUGCGCCCGAUGGCUACGAAAGGGUCUCCAAACUGAGGAAUUGGAUCGCCGAGAAGGCCAGUGUGUAA
This is a messenger RNA of Drosophila mauritiana, 768 nucleotides long. Its product is annotated as serine protease SP24D. Gene Ontology annotation, biological process: proteolysis. Gene Ontology annotation, molecular function: serine-type endopeptidase activity. The transcript has 2 exons. The coding region runs from base 13 to 768 and encodes 251 amino acids. The record is from RefSeq and is a predicted model, not a curated record. NCBI's taxonomy places the organism in Eukaryota, Metazoa, Arthropoda, Insecta, Diptera, Drosophilidae.